CACACACACCACUCGCGCCACACACACGCACUCGCACCAGUCCAGGCGACACAUGCGGGUGCGCCACCAGCCGCGAAGGAGCUACCAUGCGUGCUCUGUCCUCGGUGCGCCGCCGGUGCGGAGUAACAAGGUCACCGUUGGCCUCACGCCCGCCGAGCUCAUGUCGCCCACUGCCGACGACUCGGACUUGGUUGUCGAGCUCAAGUCGCUCCACACCAUGCUCAACUCGCCAGAGGCCCACCGGGAGUGGGGAGAGUUUGAGACCGAUGUGGCCAUCACUGAUCAAGACAUGGCUCCGUUUCCGGUCCUCGACAUGCGAUCUGGCGGGGUGCUCGACGAGGCAUGGACCGCCGAGUUUGCACCGUCGUCGGACGUGCUGCUGCGGACGGCGUCGCGGACGGCGUCGCGAAAGGGCACUGCGCCGCACUCGCUGGCGGCUGCGCUGGCAGCUUUUGAAAACGCUCGCAGCGCGUCGCGCAUCUCCAUGGCCAACGCCCGGCGCGCGCGGUCGCAGGCGCAGCGCCUGGCCCGCACCCGCACGCCGUUUGCGAGGGCGGCAACGCUGUCGCGCAUUGAGGAAGGUGCGCGACGUCGCGCCGCAGCAGCGUCACGCACACGUGAGGCCGCCGAGGACGCCGAGCUCGCGCGGGUGGCUCGAGUCGGCAAGUUUUAUCAGCCCCCGUUGGCUAGCGCCGAGCCGCCGCGGCUCGCGCUGGCCAAAGCCUUGCUUGCCGACGCGGCGAAUCCGUUCGAGGGCGCUCCGGAUACGGCUGCCGCACAGGUGGCGGCAGAGCGACAACUUGCACGAUUUCAGGGCCCGCUGGCACGGCUCCACUCGCGGCGGCUGCGUGAGGCGCGGCCGCGCGGCAAGCGGCAUGUGGGCAGCAACAGCAUGACCUCGUCAUCGGUCGGGUACAACAUCCUUGGCGGCGACUAGUGGCGCAACCGGGUCGACUCGCCACGUGUGCAGAUAAUCACCCUUAGUGAGCAACUCGAUGAUGCUUGACUUCCAGGUCACCGGUCGACGCUGCGCGACGCCUGCUUGGUCUGCGGCUUGAGG
Thecamonas trahens ATCC 50062 is the source of this 1060-nucleotide messenger RNA. RefSeq lists its product as uncharacterized. NCBI's taxonomy places the organism in Eukaryota, Apusomonadida, Apusomonadidae. The record is from RefSeq and is a predicted model, not a curated record. The transcript has 3 exons. The coding region runs from base 53 to 937 and encodes 294 amino acids.